UUCACUCGAAAAUUUCGUUACAUCAAUCAAAUCGAGCAGCACAAAAUAUUUAAACAGCAUGAACAUUGGAUAGGUGGGGACUGUAAUCCAUCGGAUGUCGGAAGAAUAGAGGCGGGACUAUUUUUAGGAAUGUCCAAAAGUAUUUUAGGCCUAAGCAUAAAGUCGUUUCCGUUGCUGCAAAGAACCCCGAUCCGUCGUCCAUUUCUGCGACUGAAUUUUGCCCAGGUUCUUCGGACAGCCAAUAUUAGUUUCUGCGAUUGCCAGGGUCCCCCAAAGAUGGAUCUACCCGAGGGAAUCCUGAUGGGCUUCGGCAAUCCCCUGCUGGACAUCACGUGCACCGUCGAGGACAACGUGAUCCUGGAGAAGUACGGCCUGGAGGCGAAUGCAGCCAUCAUCGCCGACGAGAAGCACGACGCUCUGUUCGACGAGCUAAUGAACAUGGAGAACGUUAUCUAUUCCGCAGGCGGAGCCUGCCAGAACUCGAUGCGGAUCUUCCAGUGGAUCGUACAGACCCCCUUUCGAGCCGUCUUCACCGGAGCCGUGGGCAAGGACAAGCUGGGCGAUCGCAUCGAAAAGAGGGCCAGAGCCGAUGGCAUACUAACACUCUACCAGCUGAAGGACGAACUGCCGACAGGAUCCUGUGCGGUGAUCAUCAAUGGCCAGAACCGCUCCUUGGUGGCCAACUUGGGGGCUGCCUCGCUCUUCACCGAGGAAUGGGUGGACGAGGAGGAGAACGAGUGCGCCUUGAGUCGGGCCACCUACUUCUACUUCACCGGCUUCUUUCUGGCCGUCUGCGCCCCGGUCGUCGAUCGCAUCGCGCGGAUGUGCUGCGAGUCCAAGCGAAUUGUGAUCCUCAACUUCAGUGCCGUCUUCGUGCUGCAGAUGCAGCGGGAGGCACUGGCCAAUAUCCUGCAAUAUGUGGACAUUAUCAUCUGCAAUAAGGAAGAGGCCAUUGCUUAUGGGGACACCAACGACUGGAAGACGAAGAACAUCUUUGAGAUCGGAUCGCGGCUGCAGAAAUUGCCCAAGGCCAAUUGCCGUCCCCGCUUGGUUAUGAUCACGGACGCCGUGUGCCCGGUGCUGGUGUUCCAGGACAACGAUCGCGUUCUGGAGUACCCGGUGCCCAAGGUGAAGCCCGGCGAGGUGUUCGACACCAACGGCUGUGGCGACGCCUUCGUCGGCGGAUUCCUGGCCAUGUACGUCCAACGGAUGCCCCUGGAUUACUGCAUCCGCACGGGAAUAUUCGCUUCCCAGCAGGUCUUGAACGUAGUCGGUGUUCAGAUCGACAAGCUGCCAAAAUUCAGCGAAAAGUGCAUGUGAUAGGCGGCAGUACAAAAUUUAUUCCAUUAAAUUCCAAAUUUUAAAGUUUAAAUACAGUAUCUUUCUGCAAUCCGCUUGCCAAACGCAAAUGUGUUAAGCCAAAUAAAUUCUUAACUUGAUUACC
Messenger RNA from Drosophila takahashii, 1444 nucleotides. RefSeq names its product Adenosine kinase 1 (gene Adk1). Gene Ontology annotation, biological process: purine ribonucleoside salvage; purine nucleobase metabolic process. The record is from RefSeq and is a predicted model, not a curated record. Gene Ontology annotation, cellular component: cytosol; nucleus. NCBI's taxonomy places the organism in Eukaryota, Metazoa, Arthropoda, Insecta, Diptera, Drosophilidae. Gene Ontology annotation, molecular function: adenosine kinase activity.